AUGAGUAAUAAUAGCUCCAAUAUACUGCAAGGACCAAAUGUCGACAAGGUUAUACAACAUUCUAACACGCAGCUACAAUUUGAAAUUGUUGAAACAGCUAUUUAUCACGAUACUGAUUAUCGAGAUUGGAAAACGACGAGAUCUUCUAGCGAACAGCCAGAUUUGAUUGAUUUGACAUCACUUGAAGGUCAUAAUUCAUCCAAUAAACUUCCGUCAGAAAUAAGAAUUAGCCUUAAAGAUCUUAUCGGAUCCACUAAAAAAAAUGUAAUUGACCACAAUAAUUCUGAAAAUAUUCAAGGCACAGUAACUAAAAUUACUCCAGCAUCCCAAAAUUCAACACCAAACACUACUUCUAAUCUAGGAGAAUCCUCUAAAGACCAAACAUUCAAUGAAGCAAAAAAGACAUUACAGCUUUGGAGAAAAAAUGAGGAAACCUAUAAAGAAUUACAGAUAAUGAAAUCACCAAAUUCAGCCGAAUUUUUUAAAAUGACACAAGAAGGACUUAAUGCCAGAAAAGCAGUAAUAACUGAUGCACAAGAAAAAAUAAGGACGUGGAUUUUAAAACUAUGGCCACACCCUCGCACUCUUGGAAUUAGACAAAUGACAGAAGGGUUAACAGCUUUCACCUUAAAGAAACGAUCUUUAAGUCCUUUAGUAGUUGGAGUAAAUAUAAUUAUUCAAUCCAAACCGAUGAUUUUAACUGCUACCGUUACCGGUACUAAAUAUAGCCGUAUCGAAAAUUGUCAUAAGCCAAAAAUUGUUAUGGAUAUAUUAGACUUGCGACAAUAUAUUCUCAAACAUUGUCCAACAUACCAAUAUCCACCAAUUAAAAAUAAUGAUCACAAUGAUCCAUGGGAUGAUAUCUAUUUCCUGAAUGAAAUAUUACCAAAACUUACAGAAGAAGCUAUAAACGUUCAAAGCCAACCUGGAUUACUUUUGACUGUUAAAGAAGCUAUUAUUCGUGGUUUGGAAGGUUAUAAUUUAUUCGAAUGUAAAUUAUGUGCUGAGAAUACUUCAUAUUAUUCAAACUCUAGGUUCUUUAAUCUUAAAGGAAUUUAUAAGCAUUUAGAAAGUCCAAGACAUAAUAUUCGUAUUCAUAACGUUUAUGAUUAUCAUAACGAAGACUAUAUUCAAGUUAACCCUAAAGAAUAUGUCUUGGCUUUUUGCAAAGUACUUCCUCCAAAGAUUUUUCCACUUGAAAGAAAACGUUAA
Molecule: messenger RNA, 1212 nt
Organism: Cetraspora pellucida
Lineage: Eukaryota; Fungi; Glomeromycota; Glomeromycetes; Diversisporales; Gigasporaceae
Source: the annotation of a GenBank genome assembly